AGACGGCGGACGCGUCAGAGUUGGCGGUGGGGCCGGGGCCGGGGCCGGGGCCGGGCGCGGCGAUGCUGCAGCUGCGGGACUCGGUGGACUCGGCGGGCACCAGCCCCACGGCGCUGCUGGCGGCCGGGGAGGAGGUGGGGGCGGCCGGCGGCGCGAGCGGGGGCCGGCCGGGGGCGAACACGCCGCUGCGCCAGACGCUGUGGCCGCUCAGCGUCCACGACCCCACGCGCCGCGCCCGCGUCAAGGAGUACUUCGUGUUCCGGCCCGGCACCAUCGAGCAGGCGGUGGAGGAGAUACGCGUGGUGGUCCGGCCGGUGGAGGACGGCGAUAUCCAGGGGGUGUGGCUACUGACCGAGGUGGACCACUGGAACAAUGAGAAGGAGCGGCUGGUGCUGAUCACCGACAUGUCGCUGCUCAUCUGUAAAUACGACUUCAUCAGUCUUCAGUGCCAGCAGGUGGUCAGGAUAGCGCUCAGCGCAGUAGACACCAUCUCCUACGGAGAAUUCCAGUUUCCCCCAAAGUCACUCAACAAACGAGAAGGUUUUGGGGUUCGGAUUCAGUGGGACAAGCAAAGUCGCCCUUCCUUCAUGAGCAGAUGGAAUCCCUGGUCCAGGAACGUGCCCUACGCCACCUUCAUAGAGCACCCGAUGGCCGGUGCAGAUGAGAAGACAGCCUCUCUGUGCCAAUUGGAAAGCUUCAAGGCUCUGUUAAUCCAAACUGUCAAAAAAGCCCAAAAGGAAAAUGCUUUGUCAGGACAAGCCAAUGGUGUGCUGGUCUUGGAGCGCCCCCUCCUCAUUGAGACCUACGUGGGAUUGCUGUCCUUCAUCAACAACGAGGCAAAGCUGGGCUAUUCCAUGACCAGAGGCAAGAUAGGCUUUUAGACAGCUGCAUCCUGGGAGCUCAUCCCCACAAGAACGCCAAGGUGACAUGAGGACUGGGGAGAGCCUGUCAGGCCUCCCGCCAGCUCCACUGCCGGCUGGAGGGAUUGGGGGGUCAUUUGCUUUUAGGGAUUUGAUUGGAAUAGUAAAGUGAAUUAAUAUAUAUUUAGUUGGAUAUUGGACAUCCGCUAAUGUGAGCUGCAUACAAAAGCAAACAGAACCUGGCUGUCACUGUACUGCUGGUAUUCCACUUUCUGCACUCCAGUUUUUGUGUUGUCCCUCGAGUCUGGCUGGCUUCUCAUGGUUCUUCGCCACCCCCCGGCCACUCUGGCGUGCUUAGAUCGGCACACUCCCGCUCUCACUUCCGCUGUGGAGAUGGUAGAUACAGGGAGUACCUGAUAUCUCGAGUGCCUGCAGCUGCAAAUGUUUACAAUGGGGUCAAAUUGUGUAUUUUAAAGUUAAUCCAUUUUCUUAAAGCUAAAUACAAAAUAAUCCAGUAGACUGGUUACCUAAGCAAGAUGUGAUCUGUGCCUUGUCAGCUCCUGAAUGAACAGUUGAUCUUUUGUAAAUAGGUAUUUGACCUGAAGUCACACUUUUUCUAAAAUUAAUCCAAGUUGUGUUCAUACUUAGGGUAUCUUUCCCAGGCCCAAAAAUGUUUAGAGAAAAUCGUUUUAAGACAGUUUAUUAAUUUGAGAAAGCCAUCUUGAUCUUUGCACGUAAUUUUGACAAUUACACAUAUUGAGCUUGUAUUGCUAUAUUCAUAUUUAAAAGGGAACCGGGUAGUUUGCUCCUUAAAGAAUGCACUUUAAAGAAAGAGCUAUAUUAGACCUGACGUUGCUAGUGCCCUCCUCAGCACCUGCAGCUCCAGGUAGAUCUGAGGCUUUGUCAGCCCCACACUAAGCAUGCCUGAGCUUUGGCGUGCCUAUGGAGUUUCCUCCCCUGCAGCCACACGCAGCCCACUUGUGUGGCUGGAAGCAUUUGUGCAUAAAUUUUAAGUGCUGGCCUGCCAGUUUCCUCCUGCUUGCUUACAGCUGUUGUGGCUUUGAGCUGAUUGGCCACGGACGUGGUCAUGGUGCAACAGCCUGUCCAGACCAGAAGGCGGCCACAGAAGCUCACCUGAGCCUUCAGCCUUCACUUUUGGUCUUUUAGUAGACAUUGAGAACCAAAUGGAUGUUGUUCCUGUUUUGAAAUUGUUGCUAUUAAAAUAGGUGCAGCAAUCAAGAAAGUACACUUAUGUGAGUUCAUUUUAAAGCUUGCACUAUCUUCUGUAAUGCUUUGUGCAUCUGUUGGCUUGCUCUGCACCUACGGUAACAGACUGGCACAUAGCUGGUACAGUUCUCUUUAAAGAGAGAGACAGGUAACAGUACACAGAUGACCGAGGUUUGCCAUCCUAACUCACCCACCGGUGGUGCUCAGGCUUGGCUGCAGAUGCCUGAGACUCUGAUGGGAUUGCUCUGGGGGUGGCCUGGGUGCUUCCCACAUCCAUCCAGGAUGGAGACUCCUGGGCAUUAGUUCUCAAUCCCAAGUGGACACAAGACUCCCUGUGGAAGUGACUCUAGGUCAGGGACCUGCAGUUCUCUGUUCCCUUAGGGGGACGUACCUAGGGCAGCACUACCCUCAGCUGCUCAGGGCUCCCUUCUCCGCAUUCCAAAGUAGACCCUACCACAGUGUGGCUAGGUGUGCCCCACAGAAACCCCCCGUUUUCCUAAAAUAUUCAGUGACUGAAUUGGGGGACCCAGGGCAAAACCAGGUUGUCUGUCUAAAGGGGAGACUCGCUACGUGGGGCUUGGUUAUUUUAGGGUUGUCCGUCCUCCCUAACACUGAACCAGAAACUUAAACCUAGAAAACCUUCCUGUGACCUAAAUCUUUCAAGAAAAUAAGCAUCAGCAAUUUUAUGAAUUAGCAAAUAUUUAUUUUAAAUAAUAAAAGUUACACCUUUAUAUACCA
Molecule: messenger RNA, 2825 nt
Organism: Cynocephalus volans (Philippine flying lemur)
Lineage: Eukaryota; Metazoa; Chordata; Mammalia; Dermoptera; Cynocephalidae
Gene: TPRG1L
Product: tumor protein p63 regulated 1 like
Exons: 5
Coding region: 63-881 (272 amino acids)
Cellular component (GO): cytoplasm; synaptic vesicle
Source: RefSeq, a predicted model, not a curated record